CGGUGCUACUGCCUGCUGCUUUUUAUUUGUAAACAAACAACAACUGCUAACUGCAGACAUUACUAAAGAAUUUAUUGAUUAAGAUUGCAAGAAAUUCGAACCCAGCUGCGGUUAAAAUCGAUAAAACAAAAAUACGAUGUCUUAUUUAUAUAUCUUAACAUUCCUGUUUAUUAUCAUAUUCCACAAGUGUAUAGGUUAUGAAAUAAAAGUUUUCGGUCCUGGAUUACAGCCUGAAAAGAUUGUAAUGCCGGCUCGAUAUUUUUUCGUUAAUUUUACGGCAGUUAAUGAAAACUCAUAUUCGCGUGAUUUAGCAUUAAAUUUUGCAGUAGAAAUUAAUGGAAAAUCUUUUAAAAGAGAUCAUUGUAGACUAUGGAUAAACACAUUAGAUAGAAAAGAUGGGACUUUCAUUGUUCGAUAUAAAUUAUACGAAACGUGUGACGAAUUAUCAAUAAGCAUUUAUUAUAAAAACAAGCACAUUCAAGAUUCUCCUUUUACAUAUAAAGGUCUUAUCCAGGCAGAUCAAUGUGACUGUCCAGAGAAAGAUUUACAAUCUUGGUUAAAACAGUAUCAAUGCCCAUUAUCCUAUAGUCAAAUUGAAAAUGAUCUCAAGCCAUUUGAACAGAUAAAUAUGAAAGAUCAAAUAUCUAAAAUUAUCGAGAAGUACCAUAGACCCGAGAGCACAAGUUUUUGUCAUUAUGUUAUUAAAGAUAACCAGAUUUAUAGAGAUUGUUAUGGCAAGCAUAUUGGGUUUAAUAUGUUUGCAGAUAAUGUUUUGUUAUCAUUAACUAGAAAGGUUGUAAUGCCUGAUAUGGAAAUGGUGAUAAAUCUGGGAGACUGGCCCUUGCUCUUUAAGGGAACUGAUCCUCUACCUAUUUUCUCCUGGUGUGGUAGCAGUGAAACAAUAGACAUUGUCAUGCCCACUUAUGAUAUUACUGAAUCUGCACUAGAAAAUAUGGGAAGAGUUACGUUAGACACCCUGUCAGUACAAGGCAAUAUAGAGCGCAGGUGGGAAGAAAGAGAGCCUCGAGCAUUCUGGCGUGGUCGCGACUCCCGGGCAGAGAGGCUUAAACUUAUUGACAUAGCUCGCGCUCAUCCAGACCUUUUUAAUGCUUCUCUUACAAACUUCUUCUUUUUCCGCGAAAAAGAAUCGCAAUAUGGACCAAAGUUACCACAUAUAUCUUUUUUUAAAUUCUUUGAUUAUAAAUAUCAAAUAAAUGUCGAUGGAACAGUUGCAGCAUACAGACUACCAUAUCUCUUGGCUGGAGGAGGAUUAGUGUUAAAACAGGAUUCACCAUACUAUGAACAUUUCUAUGAACAACUACAGCCCUACGAACACUAUGUACCAGUCAAGAGAGAUCUUUCAGACUUGACUGAUCAACUCCUCUGGGCGAUAAAACACGAUGAUAAGGCAAAAAACAUUGCAAAAAAUGCAAGGCAAUUUGCUAAUGAUAAUUUAUUACCACAACAUAUAAUCUGCUAUCAUGCUGUUUUGUUUUCAGAGUGGAGUAAAAAAAUAUCUGGGAAAGUAAGUGUGAAGGAAGGAAUGACGCACGUUCCGCAAGAUAAAUUUGCGUGCCACUGUGGCAACAACGACAAUGCUAGUCACGAGGAGCUAUAAAUAAAGUAAUAAAACUAUACAUCUCAACUAUAUAUUCUCAUUGUAUAAUUUGUAUGUAGUAAUGUAAGUAGGUAACGUUUUUUUGUGUUCAGUAGAUAUACUUUUUUAACAAUAUUAACUGUUGUAAUAUUUUAGAGUAGAUUUGUUUCAUACAUACUAUGUAAUGUAGUAUAUACUAGAAUUAAGGAUAUUUUUAUUGGGAACAAUUAGUUAUACUACAAUUAAUCUAAUUUUUUUACGUUAUUAUUUAUAGUACACAGAAAAAUGC
Messenger RNA from Pararge aegeria (speckled wood butterfly), 1886 nucleotides. RefSeq names its product protein O-glucosyltransferase 2-like. NCBI's taxonomy places the organism in Eukaryota, Metazoa, Arthropoda, Insecta, Lepidoptera, Nymphalidae. Gene Ontology annotation, molecular function: glucosyltransferase activity. The transcript is spliced from 6 exons. Gene Ontology annotation, cellular component: endomembrane system. The record is from RefSeq and is a predicted model, not a curated record. Bases 137 to 1618 code for a protein of 493 amino acids.